Messenger RNA from Xenopus laevis (African clawed frog), 3129 nucleotides. It is a transcript of the gene psmd1.S, whose product is annotated as proteasome 26S subunit, non-ATPase 1 S homeolog. Gene Ontology annotation, molecular function: enzyme regulator activity. Gene Ontology annotation, biological process: proteasome-mediated ubiquitin-dependent protein catabolic process; regulation of protein catabolic process. Gene Ontology annotation, cellular component: proteasome storage granule; proteasome accessory complex; proteasome regulatory particle, base subcomplex. The record is from RefSeq and is marked provisional. Lineage: Eukaryota; Metazoa; Chordata; Amphibia; Anura; Pipidae.
GCGUAUUGUGCGCCGGUCGCAGCAAAUUGAUUCGGGAUCUUGCCUGGACCACGGUACCUGGACUUUACUAAACAACGAAUAGGCGGCACCGACAUCAUGAUCACUUCUGCCGCUGGAAUCCUUUCCCUUCUGGAUGAAGAUGAACCGCAGCUAAAGGAAUUCGCAUUGCACAAAUUAAAUGCUGUGGUUAAUGAUUUCUGGGCAGAGAUCUCUGAGUCUGUGGAUAAGAUUGAAGUGCUGUAUGAAGAUGAAAAUUUCAGAAGCAGACAGUUUGCUGCUCUUGUGGCAUCUAAAGUUUUUUACCAUCUUGGGGCGUUUGAAGAGUCCCUGAACUAUGCUCUUGGUGCUGGGGAUUUAUUCAAUGUAAAUGACAACUCAGAAUAUGUUGAAACAAUUAUAGCUAAAUGCAUUGACCACUACACCAAACAAUGUGUGGAGAAUGCAGAACUGCCUGAUGGUGAGAAGAAGCCAAUAGAUGGUCGGCUGGAAGGGAUUGUCAACAAGAUGUUCCAGCGCUGCCUGGAUGAUCACAAGUUUAAGCAAGCCAUUGGAAUUGCGCUGGAGACACGCAGGCUAGAUGUAUUCCAGAAGACCAUUUUACAAUCCAAUGAUGUCCCUGGAAUGCUGGCAUACAGCCUCAAAGUAUGCAUGUCCCUCAUGCAGAACAAGCAGUUCAGAAAUCAAGUACUUAGAGUUCUGGUCAAAAUCUACAUGAACCUGGAGAAGCCAGACUUCAUUAAUGUGUGCCAGUGCCUUAUUUUCCUGGAUGACCCACAAGCAGUAAGUGAUAUACUGGAAAAGCUGGUGAGAGAAGACAAUCUUCUCAUGGCAUAUCAGAUAUGUUUCGACUUAUAUGAGAGUGCCAGUCAGCAGUUCCUUUCUUCAGUUAUACAGAAUCUGCGUACAGUUGGAGCCCCCAUUCCUUCGGUGCCAGGCUCGACCAAUACUGGCACUGUUCCAGGGGCUUCGGCAGACAGUGAAACCAUGGAAUCAGAGGAUCAGGCUAGCAUCACAGUAGGAAGCAAUGCGACAGAAUCAAACCCGGAACCAAAAGAUCAGAUCUCCAAGAUGGUAAAGAUCCUCAGUGGUGAGAUGGCCAUAGAACUUCACUUGCAAUUUUUGAUACGGAACAAUAAUACAGAUCUAAUGAUCUUAAAAAACACUAAGGAUGCAGUACGAAAUUCUGUGUGUCACACAGCCACUGUUAUAGCAAAUUCAUUCAUGCACUGUGGCACUACCAGUGAUCAGUUCCUCAGAGAUAAUUUGGAGUGGUUAGCCAGAGCCACAAACUGGGCAAAGUUCACAGCAACAGCCAGUUUAGGUGUUAUUCAUAAGGGUCAUGAAAAAGAGGCUCUUCAGUUAAUGGCAACUUAUUUGCCUAAAGACACUUCACCGGGAUCUGCAUACCAGGAGGGAGGAGGACUCUAUGCUCUUGGACUCAUUCAUGCCAACCAUGGAGGUGACAUCAUAGACUACCUUCUGAACCAGCUAAAGAAUGCCAGCAAUGACAUUGUGCGGCAUGGUGGCUGCUUGGGGCUUGGAUUGGCAUCCCUGGGGACUGCUCGACAAGAUGUUUACGACCUUCUGAAAACUAACUUGUAUCAGGAUGAUGCCGUUACUGGAGAGGCAGCAGGUCUAGCUCUUGGGUUAGUGAUGCUGGGCUCCAAAAAUGCUCAGGCGAUUGAGGAUAUGGUGGGAUAUGCCCAAGAGACACAGCAUGAGAAAAUUUUGAGGGGACUGGCUGUGGGAAUCGCUAUGGUUAUGUACGGUCGAAUGGAAGAAGCAGAUGCGCUGAUAGAGAGCCUCUGCAGAGACAAGGAUCCAAUCCUUCGCAGAUCUGGAAUGUAUACAGUGGCUAUGGCAUACUGUGGCUCAGGGAAUAACAAGGCCAUCCGUCGCCUCCUGCAUGUGGCUGUGAGUGAUGUCAAUGAUGAUGUUAGAAGAGCAGCUGUAGAAUCUCUGGGCUUUAUCCUGUUUAGGACACCAGAGCAAUGCCCGAGUGUUGUAUCCUUGCUGUCUGAGAGCUAUAACCCACAUGUGCGAUACGGUGCGGCAAUGGCCUUGGGCAUCUGCUGCUCUGGAACUGGAAACAAGGAAGCAAUUAAUCUCCUGGAGCCUAUGACCAACGACCCUGUGAAUUAUGUACGUCAGGGAGCCCUUAUCUCAUCUGCCCUCAUUAUGAUUCAGCAGACUGAAAUUACAUGCCCAAAGGUCAGUCAGUUCCGUCAGCUGUAUUCCAAAGUUAUCAAUGACAAGCAUGAUGAUGUGAUGGCCAAGUUUGGAGCCAUUUUAGCCCAGGGGAUUUUGGAUGCAGGGGGUCACAAUGUGACCAUUUCAUUGCAGUCCCGCACUGGUCACACCCACAUGCCUUCAGUGGUUGGAGUUCUGGUCUUCACUCAGUUCUGGUUCUGGUUCCCACUUUCACACUUUCUUUCUCUGGCAUUUACACCAACCUGUGUGAUUGGACUCAACAAAGAUCUCAAGAUGCCAAAGGUUCAGUAUAGAUCAAACUGUAAGCCAUCAACAUUUGCUUAUCCUGCACCGCUGGAGGUGCCCAAAGAGAAAGAAAAAGAGAAGGUGUCUACUGCUGUCCUGUCCAUCACAGCCAAAGCCAAAAAGAAGGAGAAAGAAAAAGAGAAGAAAGAGGAGGAAAAGAUGGAAGUGGAUGAAACUGAAAAGAAAGAAGAAAAGAAGAAAGAGCCAGAACCAAACUUUCAGCUUCUUGAGAACCCUGCUCGGGUGAUGCCAGCUCAACUGAAAGUGCUCAGCAUGCCUGAGGGCAGUCGGUAUCAGCCAUUCAAGCCUCUUUCUAUUGGUGGUAUUAUCAUUCUCCGAGACACGAGUGAAGAGGAGGAACAACUGGUAGAACCUGUUGCAGCUCAUGGGCCUAAGAUAGAGGAAGAAGAACAAGAACCUGAGCCCCCAGAGCCAUUUGAAUACAUUGAUGACUAGAAAUGCAGGUGAAAACUCAGUGUCAGAUGUAAUGCUGUACGUGGUUAUCAGCCACUACUAAAGCUGAUUGUGUGCCACCUCUUGCUACCCUAAGCCCUAUUUGUAGCAGCUCAGUGUGUUGGAUUUAAUGUUACUGUCCCUAUGGUCUGUUUUCCAAUAAAAAAAACUCUGAUCUAA